Messenger RNA from Aspergillus terreus NIH2624, 1209 nucleotides. Its product is annotated as protein kinase RIO2. Lineage: Eukaryota; Fungi; Ascomycota; Eurotiomycetes; Eurotiales; Aspergillaceae. The transcript has 3 exons. Gene Ontology annotation, cellular component: nucleus; cytosol; preribosome, small subunit precursor. The record is from RefSeq and is a predicted model, not a curated record. Bases 1 to 1209 code for a protein of 402 amino acids. Gene Ontology annotation, biological process: maturation of SSU-rRNA; protein phosphorylation. Gene Ontology annotation, molecular function: ATP binding; protein serine/threonine kinase activity.
AUGAAGCUUGAUCCCAAGGCGAUCCGCUACCUCACGAACGAGGAUUUCCGUGUUCUCUCUGCUGUUGAGACUGGAAGUCGGAAUCAUGAGGUUGUUCCGACGCCUUUGAUUGCGCAGAUCUCUGGUCUUCGCGGUGGCAGCGGAGUCCACCGUGCAAUCUCGAACCUGGCAAAGACCAACCUUAUCGCGAAGGUGAAGAACGCGAAAUAUGACGGUUACCGACUCACCUACGGAGGCCUGGACUACCUUGCGCUCAACGCUCACCAGAAGCAAAAAUGUAUCUACUCCGUCGGAAACCAGAUUGGUGUUGGGAAGGAAUCGGAUAUCAUCGUGGUCGCGAACAACCAGGGAACGCAGCGCAUUUUGAAGAUCCACCGUCUGGGACGUAUCUCCUUCCGGACCGUGAAGACGAACCGAGACUAUCUUCGGCAUCGAAGCACCGGCUCGUGGAUGUACAUGUCGCGUUUGGCCGCCAUGAAGGAGUUCGCAUUUAUGAAGGCCCUUCGGGAGAACGGGUUCUCGGUGCCAGAGCCCAUUGCACAGAACAGACACACCAUCGUUAUGAGCUUAAUCGACGCCUUCCCGCUACGCCAGAUAUCGAAAGUGCCCCGACCGGCGCAGUUAUACGAAGAACUUAUGGAUAUGAUUAUGCGGCUCGCCCGGUUCGGGUUGAUCCACGGCGACUUUAACGAGUUCAAUAUUCUGAUCAAAGAAGUGGAGGACCCCAACGCGAAAGGGAAAGGCCGGGAAGACGACGAGGAUGAUGAGAACAUUCAGUUGAUUCCAGUUCUGAUCGAUUUCCCGCAGAUGGUGUCGGUUGACCAUGCCAACGCGGAGAUGUACUUCGACCGUGAUGUGAACUGUAUCAAGCGCUACUUCCAGCGCAAGUUCCAUUUCGUGAGCGAUGCGCCCGGUCCUUUCUUUGCGGACGCGAAGAAACAACUCCUCACCAACCCGGCCAAGCGCUUGGAUGUCGAAGUCGAAGCGUCUGGAUUCUCUAGGAAGAUGGCGCGCGAGCUGGAAAACUACAUGAAGGAAGUGGGUGUGAAGGGUGACGGCGAAGAGGGUACUAAAGGCAGCGAUGAUGAAGAAGACGAGGAAGAGGAGGGUUCAGGCUCUGAGCGCGAGGAGAAUGCUGAGGACGAUACCCAUGGGGGUGACGAGAUUAGCGAGAGCUCUCGAAAAUUAGGGGAAUUGCAGGUCUCCUAG